UGUAUACAAAAAAUAGACUAUAGUGUAUCACAGCUAACUUCACUUAAAAACUGUCAAACAAUCAUGGCCGUCUAGAUUUGUUUGGGAUUUUAAAAUUAACUCUACAGGGGUAUGAAUGAAAAUUACAACUUAACAGAACGUUUAUUGGUUAUUGUGCUUGUGUUGGCGUUUAUUUGGGUGUGUAAGGAGUUAUUGUAGCAUGUCCAAGCAUAAAGUAUCGUACUUUUUCAACCCUGAUGUGGGUAAUUUUCACUAUGGUACUGGACACCCUAUGAAACCCCAUAGACUAUCUGUUAUACAUAGUUUAGUGUUGAAUUACGGUUUAAACAAGCACAUGCAGAUAUACAGGCCGUAUAAAGCCAGUGUGCAUGAUAUGUGUAGAUUUCACUCCGAUGAGUAUAUAGACUUUCUUCAGAGAGUUACCCCGCAGAAUAUACAGGCUUUUACGAAACACUUGAGCCACUAUAAUGUGGGGGAUGAUUGUCCAGUGUUUUAUGGUUUGUUUGAUUUUUGUUCCAUGUACACUGGGGCUAGUUUAGAGGGUGCAAUGAAACUGAACAAUAAUCACUGCGAUAUCGCUAUAAAUUGGUCUGGCGGUUUACAUCACGCAAAAAAAUUCGAAGCUUCGGGGUUUUGCUACGUAAACGACAUCGUAAUCGGCAUUUUGGAACUGCUAAAGUUACACCCGAGGGUUCUAUACAUCGACAUCGAUGUACACCAUGGAGAUGGCGUACAGGAAGCAUUUUACUUGACCGAUAGAGUCAUGACUGUUAGUUUCCACAAGUACGGAAACUACUUCUUCCCCGGAACAGGAGAUAUGUACGAAAUUGGCGCGGAAAGUGGGCGGUACUACUCUGUAAACGUGCCCCUUAAGGAAGGCAUCGACGAUCAAAGUUACUGGCAGGUUUUUAAGCCUGUUAUAGGGAAUGUCAUGGAGUUUUUUCAGCCCACUGCUAUUGUUUUGCAGUGUGGGGCCGACUCUUUGGCAAAUGAUAGGUUAGGGUGCUUUUCUCUGAGCACUAAAGGCCAUGGUCAAUGUGUCGAGUUUGUUAAGAGCCUUAAUGUUCCUACUUUGGUUGUAGGGGGAGGGGGAUACACUCUAAGAAACGUGGCGAGAUGUUGGACAUAUGAAACGUCCCUAUUGGUUGACGAGCAAAUUUCAAACGAACUCCCCUACACGGAGUAUUUGGAAUUUUUCGCCCCAGAUUUCACGCUUCACCCUGAAGUGGUGACACGGACGGAAAACGCUAACAGUAAACAAUACUUGGAAGCCAUAACAAAGUUUACCUAUGACAAUUUAAAAAUGUGUCAACACUCUCCUAGCGUGCAGAUGCAUGACGUCCCAGGUGAUAUGAUACAAGAAGAUGAAAAAAUAAAAGAAGAAGAAGAUCCUGACGUUCGUAUAAGUCAGGAUUUAGAAGACAAAAUGGUCGAACCCAAAAAUGAAUUUUAUGAUGGGGAUAAGGACAAUGAUAAGGAUGAUGUUAAGACUUAA
This is a messenger RNA of Brassicogethes aeneus, 1495 nucleotides long. The record is from the annotation of a GenBank genome assembly. Lineage: Eukaryota; Metazoa; Arthropoda; Insecta; Coleoptera; Nitidulidae.